UUUGCUAAAAUUAAGUUAUUCAAUUACCGAAAUUAUUUUAUUGAGGUGUUAAACAAGCAUUUGCUUCUCACUUCAAAACCUAUGAUCUAUCUCAUAAAUAUGACCGAAAAAGAUUAUCUCAAGAAAAAAAAUAAGUGGUUAACAAAAAUUAAAGCCUGGGUUGAUGGCAAUGAUGCGGGUGCAUCCGUAAUCCCUUUUAGUGCUGGAUUGGAAUUACGGCUAACAGAAAUGAAUAAAGACGAGAAAAAGAGCUUUUUGGAAGAAAACAAAACUCACAGUAUGUUGGACAAGAUAAUCACAACGGGCUACAAAGCGUUGCAUUUGAUUUACUUCUUUACCUGUGGCAAAGACGAAGUCAAAGCGUGGACCAUACAGAAAGGAACGAAGGCGCCUCAGGCGGGCGGAAAAAUUCACACCGACUUUGAAAAAGGCUUCAUUAUGGCAGAAGUGAUGAAAUACGAGGAUUUUAAAGAGGAAGGCUCGGAAGCGGCAGUAAAGGCAGCGGGAAAAUACCGACAGCAAGGACGUAACUACGUGGUGGAAGACGGAGACAUCAUCCUUUUCAAAUUCAAUGCCGGAGCUGGCCUACAGUCCAAAAAGAAGUAGACUUGUAUAAACUGCAAUCUCCUUUUUUCGUACCACGCAGAUCACUCACGGAGGCUGCUUUGUUAAAUAUAUUUAUGUUUAAAGUUGGAAUAAAUGACUUGAAAUGA
Messenger RNA from Centruroides sculpturatus (bark scorpion), 713 nucleotides. RefSeq names its product obg-like ATPase 1. NCBI's taxonomy places the organism in Eukaryota, Metazoa, Arthropoda, Arachnida, Scorpiones, Buthidae. Gene Ontology annotation, cellular component: cytoplasm. The transcript has 6 exons. The record is from RefSeq and is a predicted model, not a curated record. Gene Ontology annotation, molecular function: ATP hydrolysis activity. The annotation marks the transcript as partial.